Molecule: messenger RNA, 2351 nt
Organism: Colletotrichum phormii
Lineage: Eukaryota; Fungi; Ascomycota; Sordariomycetes; Glomerellales; Glomerellaceae
Product: amino acid transporter
Exons: 2
Coding region: 193-1935 (580 amino acids)
Biological process (GO): amino acid transmembrane transport
Cellular component (GO): membrane
Molecular function (GO): amino acid transmembrane transporter activity
Source: RefSeq, a predicted model, not a curated record
UCACGGUAAGGUUUUGGGCCAUCCAUGAGUAUACGAAUAUAAAUACUCACCCCUGAGCGACAAUACCUACAACUCUAAGAGCAGCCAAGCACCUUGCUGGUUCUAUGGCUUGACCACGAGAAAAUUCUGCCCCGCAAAGAUUCCCCUUAUUUUCCUUCCUGUUUCAACAUCUCAGUAAUUAAUACCAUACCAAUGCUAACCUUACCUACAUCCGCCAUGUCAACCCCUCCAACGCACUGGACCAAACCAAUCGUCGGGCAAACGGUAACCUCCAAGCCCUCAAUCGAAGAUCCUUCAAACACCUCCACUCGACGCAUCGAGACCGAAGAAGUACCUGUGGUCACCGAUGGCCUCCACCGCCGUCUCAGCAACCGCCAGGUCCAGCUCGUCGCGAUCGGGGGCUCCAUAGGCACAGCCGUCUUCGUCAGCAUGGGGGGUGCCCUUCAGCGCUCUGGGCCGGGCAGCCUUCUGCUGGCGUUUGUCAUCUAUACGAUCGUACUCUCGCUUUGCAACAACUGCAUGGCCGAGAUGUCUGUCUACAUGCCUGUCAGCGGCGGCUUCGUCAGACUUGCGGGGAAAUGGGUCGACGAUGCGUUCGGCUUCAUGGCUGGCUGGAACUUCUUCUUUUACCAAGUCUUCCUUAUCCCGUUUGAGAUUGUGGCUUUGACGCUGGUGAUAUCAUACUGGAAUGACAGGAUCCCAGUCUAUGCCAUUUGUUUGGGAUGCAUUUUUCUCUAUGGACUCAUCAAUAUCUUUGCCGUCGGGGUUUAUGGAGAGGCUGAGUUCUACCUCUCAAGCGGCAAAGUAAUUCUCCUCGCGAUGCUUCUCGCCUUUACCCUAGUCACAAUGGCAGGAGGUAACCCACAGCACGAUGCCUACGGAUUCCGAGCCUGGUCCGCCGGCUACUUCGCCGAGGACAUUAACACCGGUUCCCUCGGGAAGUUCGAAGGCUUCCUAUCCGCUCUCUGGACCGCAUCCUUCACCUGCGUCGGACCCGAGUACGUCUCCAUGAUGGCCGCCGAAGCCAAACAUCCCCGUAUCUACGUCAAAACGGCCUUCAAAGCAGUCUACUGGCGCAUCUGGAUCUUCUUUGUCGGAAGUGCCCUGGCCGCUGGUAUUGUUGUCAGCCACACGGAUCCGACUCUCGUCGCAAUAUACACCGGCAAUGGGGGCUCUACGGGCAGCGCGGCUGCAUCGCCGUAUAUCAUCGCCAUGGGCAACCUCGGGAUCGACGUCUUGCCACAUGUUGUCACUUUCUUCUUGGCAACCACUAUCUUCUCGGCCGGCAGUGCCUACACUUAUUGUUCGACAAGGACGCUCUAUGGUCUAGCACUCGAGGGGAGGGCACCGCACUUCCUGACAAAGACGACGAAGAAGGGUGCCCCUAUCAACUGCCUUGCGGUGGUUAUGGUGUUUCCCCUUUUCUCGUUGCUGCAGCUUUCGAGCUCUUCGGCAAAGGUACUCGACUGGUUGAUUUCCCUAACGACCGCGGCGACUUUAAUCGACUACAUUGUCAUCUGCGUCACGUAUAUCUGCUUCCACAGGGCCUGCAAGACUCACAACUUUGAUCGCUCUCGUCUCCCCUAUAUCGGUCAAUUCCAGCCGUAUAGCGCGUACAUUGGACUGGUCUGGAUGAGCUGUGUCGUUAUUUGCUACGGAUACCGUUCGCUCAGCCCGUUCGAUCCUACUUCGUUCUUCAUCCACUACACUAUGGUUCUUCUCGCACCUCUGUUGUUCUGCUUCUGGAAAUACUACAAGCACACAAAGACUCUGCGGCCGGACGAGGUCGACCUCGUUUGGGAUGCCCCUCGGAUAACCGCAUACGAGGAGCUGCUGAGUGACGUUGAACCUCCUGUCGGAUUCCUACGAGAUAUAGCCAACCAUUUCUCAGUAAAGAGGCUCAUGAAAAGGCGCGAUAUCGACGGCAGAGUGUGAAGCAAACCGAGGCUGUACGAUCCAACAUACACACCGUCUCUCGCUUAGCCAAACUACAUGGACAGAGUAUACCAAAGCCCUUCCGCGACAGCCCCUGCGCCAACAAGCCACGGCGCGAAGCGCGCUCCGGCUUCCAGAAGAACUCGUUUCUGCUUAUCAAAGAUCUUGCUUCUGAGUGCUGCCGCUUCGUUGCCUUGUGGGAAAAGCCUCUCCAGCACAGGCAUCUCAAGGAACUCGCACAAGGGGCCCCAGCCCUCACCAAGCUUGUACACCAGCAGUCUCUCCUUGGGGACCGUCUUGAGAAUAUGCUCGUGAUGGCGCUCAUAGAUCUCGCCGAGCUUCGAUUCUAAUUCGGGAACGUUGCUACCUCCCACCCAGCCCAGCAUCAUCUUCUGGAUGUUCCCCGUGCUGUCGGC